AUGGCGCGGGGAGUCGCUGUUACUGUGUUGCUCAAAGGCCUUAUUGGCGCGGAGCUUGUCUCAGCGGCUGCUGCUCAUGUCAAUGGUCGGAGUCUGCCGGAGCCAGUGUAUUGGUUCAGCUUCGGAGACUCGUACACCCAGACUGGCUUCAAUAUCACCACUGGCCCGCUCCCUUCGCGCGACAGGCCGCUGGGGAAUCCGACAUACCCCGGAGCGACUGCGACGCCCGGGCCCAACUGGAUCGACGUUGCGACAGUGGAGUAUAACCACUCUCUUGUUCUGACCUACAACUUGGCCUUCAGCGGCGCCACCAUCUCGCGCGACCUUGUCCUACCAUAUGCCGACUUUGUCCAGACUCUUCCCGACCAAAUCGCGCAGCUAAAAACGUGGGAUGCUGGUCAAGACCGACGGCGUUGGAACAGCGAGAAUGCGCUGUUCUCGAUCUGGCUUGGAAUCAAUGACAUUGACCUCAGCUGGGCAACGGAUGUCGACCAUCCUCGGUCCUUUAACGAAGCAGUUGAUUGCACGAUACUUUACGCAUGUUCAAACUCUCGAUGUCCCUUCCUCCACCAUUUGUACUUACCUCUCAGUGAUUUUGGAGCGCGAAAUCUCCUCUUCAUCAAUGUUCCACCGCUUCAGCGCGCGCCGGGCAUGAACGAUGCUAGUCAUAGCGCCGCGAACCGAACAUUUGAGGCGAAGAUCAUCCAAAACUAUAACGCGCAGCUGUCGGCUGCCGCGCACCAUUUCGCUGCUUCGAAUCGCGGCGUAAGCAUAUGGGAGUACGAUGCACAUGCUGCUUUCAACCGCGUACUUGACAAUCCCGCGGGGUAUGGGUUCAACGACACAUCAGGCGACGAUGGGAAGGCAGGACAAUUCUGGUAUAACUGGCUGCAUCCGGUGUCUGCAGCGCAGGUAGUUGUCGGGCGAGAGAUCGGGCAGCUGUUGCGGGGGACGGCGUGGUGA
Molecule: messenger RNA, 963 nt
Organism: Mycena indigotica
Lineage: Eukaryota; Fungi; Basidiomycota; Agaricomycetes; Agaricales; Mycenaceae
Product: Carbohydrate esterase family 16 protein
Exons: 9
Coding region: 1-963 (320 amino acids)
Molecular function (GO): hydrolase activity, acting on ester bonds
Source: RefSeq, a predicted model, not a curated record